AUGGAAAAACCAAGUACAUCCGAGCUGAGCGAAGUAUGGAUACAUACGGAUCCCGAUCCCGAUCCUGCAAGCGACGAAUUACUGGUAGAAUGGAAGGGUCCAGGCGAUCCUGCAUGUCCAUUCAAUUGGACCCUAUCCAAGCGAUGGGCCAUCACUUUGCCGUGCUCCAUUGGGGGCAUGGUGACCCUUAUCAGUGUAUUCAUGCUGGCACCUGCCUUGGGCAAUAUUGGUGACGACCUCGGCAUCAGUGAGAGCGAAGCCAACAUGGUGGUCUCGAUUUUCGUGCUUGCUUUUGCCUUUGGACCGAUGGUUCUCGCUCCCUUGGCCGAAGUGUUCGGUCAUCGAUGGGGGCCUUUUACUGGCUGGGCGGAUUCUGAGUGGUCUGGGAGCCAGUGCAGAGUUUGCAGUGCAGAGUUUGCAACCACAGCGCCGGUGCUGGCAGACUGUUGGCAUCCGGAGCAGCGCGGUCAUUCUUAUGCGAUCGCAACUUUCGUGCCCUUGUUAGGUCCGGCUAUUGGCCCUAUCCUCGGCGGUAUCAUCACGACAAAAAUCGGAUGGAGGUGGCUUUUCUGGGUUGUUUCCAUCUUCGAUGCUGCUUUGGUUAUCUAUGCAAUUUUUUUCUUUCCGGAAAGUUAUCAUCGUUUGUUGCUUCAUCGAAAGGCCAUCAAAUUACAAAAGGAGACAAGCAGGCCUUCUCAUACCAAGACCGAUGUUCACAAUCAACCACUGGCAAGGAAGCUCUGCUAUAGUCUCGCGCGCCCGUGUUGGAUGCUGGCGACUCAGCCGACUAUUCAAAUCAUGGCUAUCUUUCUCGCCUACAACUAUGGCGUUCUCUUCUUUGUCCUCACCAGCUUUGCCUCCCUCUGA
This is a messenger RNA of Penicillium psychrosexuale, 867 nucleotides long. RefSeq lists its product as uncharacterized. Gene Ontology annotation, molecular function: transmembrane transporter activity. The record is from RefSeq and is a predicted model, not a curated record. The transcript has 2 exons. Gene Ontology annotation, biological process: transmembrane transport. Lineage: Eukaryota; Fungi; Ascomycota; Eurotiomycetes; Eurotiales; Aspergillaceae. The coding region runs from base 1 to 867 and encodes 288 amino acids.